Messenger RNA from Eurytemora carolleeae, 421 nucleotides. RefSeq names its product protein dimmed. The transcript is spliced from 6 exons. The record is from RefSeq and is a predicted model, not a curated record. The coding region runs from base 86 to 421 and encodes 111 amino acids. Gene Ontology annotation, molecular function: protein dimerization activity. NCBI's taxonomy places the organism in Eukaryota, Metazoa, Arthropoda, Copepoda, Calanoida, Temoridae.
UUCACUAUUAAAAAGAAGAUGGGCGCGAAGUGCCCUAAACGCCUAGUACAUUAUAAAUAUACCUGGUUAAAUCUGUAAUACAGAAAUGUUACAGUUUGCCUCGUCUAGAAUGGAAAAGAAUUCUGGAGACUCUUGUAACUCUAGUGAAGGUGGAUCAGAUCUAGAGAACAGGAAUGAAUCAUGUGAUAUGGAUAGAAGAAAAGUUUCAACUAGGGAGAGAAAGGAUAGAAGAACAAGAAGACAAGAAAGCAAUUUUAGAGAGAGAAUUCGUAUGCAUGAACUCAAUCAUGCAUUUCAGAGUCUGAGAGAAGUAAUUCCUCAUGUUCAUCAGUCGAGGAAACUAUCUAAAUUAGAAACCCUUUCAUUAGCAAAAAAUUACAUCAUGGCUCUCACAAAUGUUAUUUGUAAGUAUUCAUUUUAA